This is a messenger RNA of Cucumis sativus (cucumber), 1194 nucleotides long. RefSeq lists its product as uncharacterized. Gene Ontology annotation, biological process: regulation of mitotic cell cycle. Bases 173 to 850 code for a protein of 225 amino acids. The transcript has 5 exons. NCBI's taxonomy places the organism in Eukaryota, Viridiplantae, Streptophyta, Magnoliopsida, Cucurbitales, Cucurbitaceae. The record is from RefSeq and is a predicted model, not a curated record.
CGUUGGAGAAAUGUUGCGUGUAUUUAAGUUCACUCCCCUUCAAAGGACUUCCAAUUUUGCAACGGACUAAAUUUCGAAAUAAUCGCCAGAAAAUUUUCCAUUAGAAACUGAAGGAAAUCGAGAUCAACGAAUUAGUGACUGAGAGAAUAUACAUAUCUGUACUAUCAACAACAUGGCAAUGACAUUUCAAAAUGGUGGUCUUGUUCAUGAUGAGAAUCUCAGUGUUCAGUAUACUAAAGGAUCUGCUGUUACAGGGAAGGCUAAUGCGAUGAAUUCACAAAGAAAAAAUGGUCUCAGUGGGCGAAAGCCCCUUGGCGAUCUAUCAAACUCAAGAAAGCCAGUCAUUAACCAAUCAUCAAAACGGCAGAACACAAAGAAUCUCACGUUUAUUGAUGAAGAAAAUGGUGCAGGCAAAACGAAAAACAUCCCAAAGGGAUCUGAGAAAGUGCAGAAGGGUACUCGAAAAGUGCUUUCCGAUAUUUCAAACUUUGGAAAGAACAUCAAUCACAAUACCAUUUGUGAGGAGCGCUUCCUGCACAACCAUCAAGAUUGUAUUAAAGCACAAAAUUGCUUAGACAAGGAUCAAUUUCUGAGCAUAAUUGGACUUGAUCACUCUAAAGAGUUGAAGAUAGCCACCACAAUAAAGCCUGAUAGCCCAUUGAAGCUCAAGGAAAUGGAGGAAUUUGCAGGAUUUGAUGAAUCUCCAAAGAAGUUGUUUCUCUUUGGAAGAAGAGGAUUUGAAUCAUCACCGCCUUGCAAAUCCCCAGAAUCACCUUCACCUUCAUUAGAUCACUUUUCUUUCUGGGCGGAUAGCAAUAGUAUCGAUUUCACAUUGAUGAAGACCCCAUGAAGCGCACACCUUGGGCUUUGAUUUCAUCUGGAAAGAUUCGGUAGUGGUGGUAUUUUGAUUGAUAUGUAGAUUGUAGGAAGAUUGUAGACUCUAUGGAUGCUAAAACUAGAAAUGUUUUGUUUUUUCGUAGAUUAGAUGCUUCUCAAAGGCUGUUUUAAAUGAAGAAAGAAUGUCGGUGUUUCUUUCCUUUCUUUUUUGUGUUUUGAUUGAGAUGAAGAUUUAUUAUCAUCAUCUCUCUAAGCUUCUUUUUGAAAAGAUGAUUUUCGAAGAUUGUAAUGGAGCAGAUCUUUUGUUUGUUCUGGGCAAUUUCUUUGUAUAUAUUAUUAUCUUCUUAUUUUGGUUUA